AUGCCCUUCUCGCCCAAGAUGAACCCGUCGCUCAUUCCCGGCUCGCGCAGGCGCAAGUCUCUCGCUCACGGCGAAGAAUCCGAGUUGGGGCCCAGCAGCAGCCAUCAUGCACUCGCGGGUCUGCAGCCCUCGGCGUCCACCUCGUGGAUCAAUCCCUUUGGCAGGGCGUCGUUCAGCGUGGACGAUGACGCCUACCACGCGCCCGACUCGCUCCCGAGCUCGCGCCGCCCAUCGGCCGCCACGAUCAUCUCGACGCUGCUGCACGGUGUUGGGAUGAACACCAAUGCUGCCUCCUCGGCAGUGCGUUUGAGCCAUGACGAGCCGGGCUAUUCCAGCUCCGACGCCGCAAGCUCCAGCGGUAGCAGUCGACCUGCUCAGCUGGCGGCGUCUCCCGCACCCGCGCAGCACACCCGCAGGCCCUCGGCGAUCUUCAAGGCGUGGAAGGCGCGCCGGGGUUCGGCGCAGGGCCAGAAUGCUGCCCCGCCAGUGGUGGCGCCGACGGCAUUCGCUUCGGGAAGGCGCAAGAGCUCGGCGCUCACGCGCGUGCUCCAGCCCGUCGCAUCCGGUCGUCGCGGCUCGACGGCCAACCUGGGUGCGCCGCGCAUCGACGAGCACCGUCUGUCAUCGACGCUCAGCGGAGAUGCCGGUUCGGAACGCCGGCGUAGCCUCAGCAUCGUCUGUCGCGGCGAGCGCGAUUCGGACGAGCUGACUCCUUCGCACCGAUCCCAUGCUCUCGAAGCGGCUGGUAUGCCCUCGACCAACGGGGUGACCGCAGCCAUGGCGAUUCGCGAUACAUGGCUGUACGGCUCGCAUCAGUGGACGCACGACGGUCGCAAGGGCAGCAUCUCGACGCAAGCCACGUCGUCGAGCCAUUCGCAUUUUGGCGCUGUGGGGCGCAAGAGUCUUUCGGGCGCGGCGAUGCGCGGUGCACUCGGUCUCGAUGAAGAGGACGAGCAGAUGCGGUAUCACGAGCGCAACAUGCGCGAGGGAGAUGCGGCGUCGGUGGUGUCGCUGUCGCUCACGGAGGAGAUUGCGCUGUAUACCUCGGACGUGCAGGCGGUCGAGCAGAAUGCGGGUAGGGCACGACGCAGUGCCAACAGCAGCACGAGCAACGCGUCCUUGGUGCAGGCACACAGCAAAGGCGCCUCGGGCGAGUCUGGACGCGCGGCGUUUGUGUGGAAUCUGCCCGACUGGGGUGCACCAUCACGCGUAGGCAGGCUGCCGGAGCUCUCGCCCGCACCGGCACUGGUGAUCGCCGACCCGUUUGCGGCCAUCCACGCCGAGUCGAGCAGUAUGCAGAGGAUCGAAAGCGGCUCGUUGGAUCCUGUGCUCUCCCCCGUAGCGUCGCCGGCGGUGCUCACGCCCGUUUCGGAACAAGGCGCCUCGCACGGUCAUAGCGACCACACGCCCACACACACCUGGUCGCAGCCCCAGUGGAACCUCGAGUCGCCCUUCCGUCCCGACGCCCCGCUCGCCUCGCCCUCCUCUCACCAACGUGCUUCGGUGGCAUGUACCGACCAAAGUCCCACCUCGCCCAACUUCACCCUUCCUGGCGCGGACGAAACGCCACGCCGGGCUACGACGUACUUUGACGCAAGCUCGCUUCCCAUUGUCGAUGAGGUUCCUGGUUCACCUACCGAGGUGCGACUAUCGCCUCGGCUGCCUAGGUCGCCUCGAUCGCCCAGGACGUUCGGGACGAGCGAGACGUCGUACGAGAUGUCGCGCGCACGACGACGCACCUCGUACUCGCACCCACGUCCCCCAGCCGGAUACGACGUCGGUGCACCCGGUGACGCCGACGAUGCACUUAGCGAAACGGUGCCCACCCCGAGACUCGUAUCGGCCGAGCUAACGUCCAGCCCGAUGUCGAGCAACUUUGCGCCCGAGACACCCAGCAGCGCCGUACGCAGCUUCCCUGCCGACGUGCACGUGUCGCCGCCCAAGGAGGAGGGUGACGAUCUGCAUGCACAAUUUUGCUCCGUGCUGCUGCUCGAUCUGGGCAACGGCACGGCGAUCCCACUCAGCCCGAGCCCGGGUAAGGAACGCGUAGAUCCCUUCGCACUUCUUGCACACUAG
Moesziomyces aphidis is the source of this 2076-nucleotide messenger RNA. Lineage: Eukaryota; Fungi; Basidiomycota; Ustilaginomycetes; Ustilaginales; Ustilaginaceae. The record is from the annotation of a GenBank genome assembly.